Helianthus annuus (common sunflower) is the source of this 1004-nucleotide messenger RNA. Its product is annotated as thioredoxin-like 2, chloroplastic. The transcript has 4 exons. Gene Ontology annotation, biological process: cell redox homeostasis. Bases 178 to 843 code for a protein of 221 amino acids. NCBI's taxonomy places the organism in Eukaryota, Viridiplantae, Streptophyta, Magnoliopsida, Asterales, Asteraceae. The record is from RefSeq and is a predicted model, not a curated record.
UAGUUUUGAUACAAUUAUUAUCGUACAUGUGGUACAUUCUGGUUCACACAAAUCCCCUCACUCACAUCAUUCACGAAAAAGUUUCUGCAGCCCUCUUCCAAGUCGCCUUUCUCCCCCAAAAAACACUUCAAUUCUGUUCUCAUAAACCUUCGCAAUUCCAUCUCUGUUGAGUGUUUUAUGGCGGCUAUUGUUCGAUUGUCAUCGUUAUCAACAUCAUUCAAUUGCGUUCAACAAACUCAAUUUGUAUGUAAAAACAACAGCAAGAAGCUUCUAUCAGUUGCUUCUGGUUCCUGUUCUUCUUCUCAUUUUAUCGUCAGUUCUUUAUUUGGCGUAAAUCACAAGAAGCAAUCGUUACAGUUCAAGAUUCAAGCAACAAUUACCGAAACCGAACAACCAAAAUGGUGGGAGAAAAACGCCGGACCAAAUAUGAUUGACAUACAUUCGACACAUGAAUUUUUACAUGCCUUAAGUGAGGCUGGAGAUAAAUUAGUGAUCGUUGAAUUUUACGGGACAUGGUGUGCUUCUUGUCGUGCUUUAUUCCCAAAGCUUUGCCGAACGGCUCAAGAACACCCUGAAAUCUUAUUCCUGAAAGUCAACUUUGAUGAAAACAAGCCGAUGUGCAAGAACUUGAAUGUGAAAGUCCUUCCUUAUUUCCAUUUUUACCGUGGAGCUGAUGGUCAACUCGAAUCUUUUUCUUGUUCACUUGCUAAAUUCCAGAAAAUUAAGGAUGCAAUUCAGAAACACAACACGGAUCGUUGCAGCAUUGGUCCAAACAUAGGUGUUGGAGAUGUAAACCUUGAAACGGUGUCAGCCCCGAAAAACAAAGCGGCAGAAUCGCCAUGACAUUUAGGAAAAGCCGUCGACUCCAUGCCCUUUUAUAUGUUGUUUAUAUUUGUUUAGUUACUAAUAUUGUAAUGUUCAUGAAAAGUGGUAGCCCAAAUUUGAAAUUUGGUAUUUGAUAUACAUAUGUAUUUUGGUGUGUAUAUAUUUCUGUUUCUAUCCCA